Messenger RNA from Nannospalax galili (Upper Galilee mountains blind mole rat), 2193 nucleotides. RefSeq names its product kelch like family member 36 (gene Klhl36). The record is from RefSeq and is a predicted model, not a curated record. NCBI's taxonomy places the organism in Eukaryota, Metazoa, Chordata, Mammalia, Rodentia, Spalacidae. The coding region runs from base 171 to 2063 and encodes 630 amino acids. Gene Ontology annotation, molecular function: cullin family protein binding. The transcript has 6 exons.
CGACCGGGCGGGGCGUCACCGAGCCCCGGCGGGCGACACCGCGACGGUCUGAAAUCAUUCACAAUGGAGUCAAGCAGGCAGACACGGGUGUCUCGGCCUUACAAGAUCAGCGAAUCUUCCAAGUCUGUUCUGGGAGAGGCUCCAAACUACUGUCCGAAGGAGCCCGAAUCAUGAAGUCAGUCAGCCAGGCUUGGCUGUGGGAUCGUAAAGAGCCUCGUGGGAGGCCUGAGAAGCCAUCCAGCCACACAAGGGUAGCAGAGCCUGUCCCACUGAGCCUGGAGGUGUACCGCUGGGCCGACCACUCCACCGUGGUGCUGCAGCGGCUGAACGAGCAGCGGUCGCGUGGCCUCUUCUGCGAUGUGGUCCUCGUGGCGGAUGAGCAGCAGGUACCGGCCCACCGCAACCUGCUGGCCGUGUGCAGCGACUACUUCAACUCCAUGUUCACCCUGGGCAUGCGCGAGGCGUUCCAGAAGGAGGUGGAGCUGGUCGGCGCCUCCUACGUGGGGCUCAAGGCGGUGGUGGACUUCCUGUACGGGGGCGAGCUGGUGCUGGACGGAGGCAACAUCGACUACGUCCUGGAGACGGCGCACCUGCUGCAGAUCUGGACGGUGGUGGACUUCUGCUGCGAGUACCUGGAGCAGGAGGUGAGCGAGGACAACUACCUCUACCUGCAGGAGCUGGCCUCCAUCUACAGCCUCAAGCGGCUGGACGCCUUCGUCGACGGCUUCGUGCUCAGCCACUUCGGCACGCUGUCCUUCACGCCCGACUUCCUGCAGACCGUGUCCGUGCAGAAGCUGUGCGUCUACCUGAGCAGCAGCCAGGUGCAGCGCGAUUGCGAGCACGACCUGCUGCAGGCCGCGCUGCAGUGGCUCACGCAGCAGCCGGAGCGCGAGGCGCACGCGCGGCGCGUGCUGGAGAACAUCCACUUCCCGCUCAUCCCCAAGAACGACCUCCUGCACCGCGUCCAGCCGGCCGUGUGCGCGCUGCUGCCGGGCGAGGCGGGCUGCGAGGGCUUCAUCGAGGAGGCCGUGCGCUACCACAACAGCCUGGCGGCGCAGCCGGUCCUGCAGACCAAGCGCACGGCGCUGCGCUCCAACCAGGAGCGCCUGCUCUUCGUGGGCGGCGAGGUCUCCGAGCGGUGUCUGGAGCUGAGCGACGACACCUGCUACCUGGACGCCGAGAACGAGCAGUGGGUGAAGGAGACGCCCCUGCCGGCCCGCCGGAGCCACCACUGUGUCGCCGUGCUCGGUGGCUUCAUCUUCAUCGCGGGUGGCAGCUUCUCGAGGGACAACGGAGGGGACGCGGCCUCCAGCCUCCUUUAUAGGUAUGACCCCCGCUGUAAACAGUGGAUCAAGGUGGCCUCCAUGAACCAGCGCCGCGUGGAUUUCUACCUGGCCUCCAUUGAGGACAUGCUGGUGGCCGUCGGUGGCCGAAAUGAAAACGGAGCACUGUCUUCCGUGGAGACAUACAGCCCCAAGACCGACUCCUGGACCUAUGUGGCUGGCUUGCCGAGGUUCACCUAUGGCCACGCUGGCACCAUCUACAAAGACUUUGUGUACAUCUCUGGGGGCCACGACUACCAGAUCGGCCCGUACCGCAAGAAUCUGCUGUGUUACGACCACCGGACAGACGUGUGGGAGGAGCGGCACCCCAUGAUGACGGCGCGUGGCUGGCACAGCAUGUGCAGCCUGGGCGACAGCAUCUACUCCAUCGGGGGCAGCGAUGACCAUGUUGAGUCCAUGGAGCGCUUUGACGUGCUGGGUGUGGAGGCCUACAGUCCACAGUGUAACCAGUGGACCCGAGUGGCACCACUGCUGCAGGCCAACAGCGAGUCCGGUGUGGCCGUGUGGCAGGGCCGGAUCUACAUCUUGGGUGGCUACAGCUGGGAGAGCACUGCCUUCUCUAGAGCUGUGCAGGUGUAUGACCGAGAGGCCGACAGGUGGAGCCGGGGUCCUGACCUCCCCAAGGCCAUUGCUGGCGUGUCGGCCUGCGUGUGUGCCCUUAAGCCUAGGCUGGAAGACAAGAAGAAAGGCAGGGCCAGGCGGCACCAGGACCUGGGCUAGUGACCGGAGGCUCUCGCAGGGGCCACCUGCUGGUGUUGGGUUCUUGCUGGUAGCUUUUUUUACUUUUUUUGAUUCUUGGUAUUUCUAUGGUAUCACAGAAACUGGUGAUUAAACAUUCUACAUAACCUCA